AUGCCAACAACAUACACAACGCGCAAUGCGUCUGGAAAACCUCCCGGCGGCCUCAAGCUGCCUCAAAGGCAGCAAUCAAUUCCCAUUCCCGUCGCCUCUUCCAUACCCGUGCCAUCAACAUCUACAGUUAUAGAGAAUAUAUCCAGCAGGAAGAGCUUGCUUCCGCAACGCACGAUAACUCAAAGCCGGCUGCCCGGGUUGAGGAAACCGCAAACACAGACAGCACCUACGAUAAGCAUAGAUACGGCUCAAACGCAGCCAACAAGAAAGACAGAUACUGUUCAAGAACAAAAACUAGAACAAGCAGUGGUUGAAACGCAGCCAAUUUCUACUCCUCCUCCACCAGAACCUCCUCAACCGAAGCCUGAAGAUGUCAAAAUACCGCCGCCGCCGCAACCCGUCACAACUAAUACAACGAGUGCCACAAACACGAGACCUCCCUCACGACCUCGCACCGAACCACGAACAGAACGCAUAGCGACAAGAUCAAGAUCCCCUAUCAAAUCACAGCAAAAUGACACGAAACCCACCGCUACAAAGAAACCGUCCAUGCCGCCACCGGCGCGACCGACUAGGUCUGCAUCUCUACGUCAACCGUCUGCCCCGAAGAUAAGUGGUGUCGUGGAGAUAAGAGGGCAUGCUAGGCAUCGAAGCCAGGUCCUCGGUAGCCAGGCCAUUGGCGCAGCCCCAGUUUUGGCAGCACCUUCGUCGCGCGAGAAAUCUGUAGCUGGGACGACAACUGCCGUCAAGCCGCGUCCGCAGUUUACGACAUAUCAACAAUCCUUUAGCCCUAAAAAGGAGACUCUACGAACAGCUGCUGCGGACGAUCGAAAAAAUGCGGGCAAGUCUGUUGUAGGCAGCGAAUUACCAACGGAGACAUCAGCCUUACAGGCGGAAUUUCUACAACUAUACCUCCUCCAUUCCUCGUCACUACAACAAAAUGCAGAAUGGAAAUCAGGUGCGGAGCGCCAAUUACGCGACAAAUACAAUGAUGUAGCGGCAUCAUAUAGGACGAUACUAGACGAGGAAAGACAUGUACAAGAGCAAUUAAACCUCGAAGCUCUGUACGACUGGUCGGUGGAGUCAGCGAGUCUAGCCGACCAUAAUCAUAUUUUUCAAGAAGAGAUUCAGAAUUUUUCGCGCGUCACGCAAGAAGUCGCAGAUAUGACUGCGGAUGGAGCUGGACGGUACGCUUUGGUCGUCCAAGUCUUUGAGCAUUGGCUGGAUAGGGUUGAAUAUAUCCAGCAAAGUCGGGAGAACCAGGAUGAUGAUGGAGACCCGCAGUAUAUCGAUAGCCUAGGGUCAGUAUGGAGGAAUGAAGUGGACGACUUGACCAACAAAGCAGAACUGUGUCUGCGCGAACUAUCAAAGAUGACGAUAUUUGUGAUCGACGAGAACGCGUUUUGUGAGAAACAUGGAAGUUCGGCGCUUGUGCAGAUUGCGAGAAAACAUCGAGAUAUCUUGGCGGCCAUGAUCGACGAACUGAAAUCAAUGCGCACCGUGGAGUUGGAGACGGUCAACUUGGAGCAAGCAUGGAUUGCGCGUGCGGCGGAUGAAGUCGCAGUCAACGUUGAUCAGGGGGAGAGUUCUCGAACAGGUAUAUGGCGGACAAUGACUUCAUGA
Molecule: messenger RNA, 1623 nt
Organism: Talaromyces marneffei
Lineage: Eukaryota; Fungi; Ascomycota; Eurotiomycetes; Eurotiales; Trichocomaceae
Exons: 1
Coding region: 1-1623 (540 amino acids)
Source: RefSeq, a predicted model, not a curated record